AUGAGUAUUGACACCAUAGCAAGCGAAACUUCACUUGUCGCUGAUAGAAAACGACCAGCAUCCGGUUCUUCAAUAACCAAUCUUCGAUCAAAUAAAAAAGCAAAAGUAAUUGAAGAAAACUCAGAGUUUAUAUUAUGUCAAGAUCUCUUUGAUAGUAUAAUGUCAUACAAAACAAUUGAUAAAACAUGCCCAUAUGAAAUUUUAUAUAAAGCACCGUCAAAAAAAAAUUAUCCUGAAUAUUUUGAAAAAAUACCUUCUCCUCAUGAUUUUGUUGACAUUCAGGAAAGAUUACAAUCCGGCGAAUAUACAAAAGUAGUUGAUUUAUGUCAGGAUAUUGAAAAUGUAAUUAGAUGUAAUAUAGAUUAUUAUCCUGAAGAUAAUGAAAUUUGUAAAGCAGCUACUGAUCUCAAUUUAUUUUACAAAACCGAAAAAGAAAAAUAUUUAGGUGAUGUUGAACGUACAAAAGAAAAUACUGGGCCAUUAAAUAAUUCUACCUCAACAACUGAAAUUAAAAUUAAUGGAAAUACGGUACCUACUGAAAGUGAUUCAAGAGCAGAAACAUUUGAUCAGUGGAAACUGGAAAUAAUUCUAAAAGGAAUUGUUAAUUUAAGUGAUGAAAGUGGGCGUAUGAUAGCUCCUAUUUUUAAAGUGUUGGAAAGUAAAGAUGAAUUUCCUGAAUACUAUAAAAUUAUACAAAAUCCUAUUGAUCUCAAAACAAUUGCUUGUAGAGUAUUAAAAAAUGAUUAUAAUGAUUGGGAUGAAUUUGAAAGUGAUAUCGAAUUACUUGUUUCAAAUGCUAAGAGAUUCAAUGGUGCUCGUUCUGAAAUUGGUAAAGAUGCUGUCAUAAUUUCUGAAUUUGUCAAAAAAAGAAAAGAUGAAAUUAAUAAAUUGAAAAGGAGAGCAAAUAAAAGCGUUUUAGAUGAAGCAAGAGCUGAAGUAAAUUCUUUGGCAAAUGCUACAUUAAUUGAUGAUGAAGCAGCGUUAACAGAGGAUGAAGAUGAUGAAGGAAAUGGAAAUGAAGAUGAUGAACUUUUUAAGUUUUAUUGGUUUUUAAGAGAACAAAAAAAGAAAAAUAAAGAAUAUUUGUGUAAUUUUUUCUUUGAAUUACCUUUAAAAAGUCAAUAUCCUGAAUAUUAUGAGGAAAUUGAAAAACCGAUGUCACUAUAUGCUAUUAACAAUAAACUGAAAAAGGGCUUAUAUACAAAAAUUGAAGAGUUAAUUUCUGAUUUUUUGCUAAUUUGUUCAAAUGCCAAAACAUUUAAUAUUGAGUCAUCUGUCAUUUAUAAAGAUGCUGUUGCCUUGGAGAAAAUACUUAGAGAUGAAAUUGAGAAAAGAAGUAUUGUUUUAUCAAAACCAAACAAAAAAGUUGUUAUUGAGAAGAAAGUUAAAAAAGAAUUACUUGAUGAAGAAUCUGACAGUUCAAACACUAUUCAAGUUGCACGUAGAAGUAAGUAUGGAAAUAUUCCUGGAUUUACACCAAUCGCAGGAAAGAAAGGACGUAAAUCUGUUGAUGAAAGGUGGACGAUAUAUAUUUUAAGAUUAAUUAAUGUUUGGAAUAGACUAUGUGAAAUUUAUAUUGAUAAUAGAAGGAUAAUAGAUCCAUUUAUGCAACUUCCUCCAAAGGAACAUUAUGAACAUUACUUUUCAGUUGUACAAAGUCCUAUGGAUAUGAUUACUGUGAAAAGGAAACUUGAAGAACGAUAUUAUCUAUCAUCGAAAGAAUUUCAAAAUGAUCUCCUUUUAAUUUUUGACAAUGCUAUGAUGACAAAUUCACCUAAUCAGUUUAUUUUUCAUGAUGCGCAAUUUUUAAAAGCAAAAGUUUUUGAGUUUAUUAACGAACUAGCACCUUUAGAGCCAUUGCUUUCACCUCAAUGUUUUAAAGAACAAAGGAAGAAAAAAGUUAUUAAAGAUAGUGUAUCUGUAAUUUCUGAAGAAUCAUCUUUUCCUCCUUCUCCUAGAGUUUUAAAAAGUUUUAUCAUUGACAGUGCAAUAGAAGCAAUUGAUAAAACAGAAAUGACAUUGAAAAUUCCAACUGGAUUGUCUAAAGAACAAAGUCAAAUGUAUGAAUUUUUUAAUAUUAUAGUUGAUUAUAAAGCUCCUGAUGGUCGUGUUUUAUCAUAUAACUUUGAUAAACUACCGACAAAAGCAGAAUAUCCUGAUUACUAUGAAGAAAUUAAAAAGCCAAUGGAUUUAGAAAAAAUACGUCAAAAAUUAUCAAAUCAAUCAUACACUAACGUUAACACAUUUUUAAAUGAUAUGAUCUUGGUAUUCUCAAAUGCUUGUACUUUUAACGACCCCGAAAGUCAACUUUAUACAGAUGCAUUUACAUUACUUAAACUUGUUAUGCGUGAAAAAGACAACUUUGAUAUUAAACCACACGUUCCUCUGGUACAAUGUGAAGUACAAAAAAUUUUACAAAGAUUAAUAGACGAACUUUUAUCAUUAAUGAGCAAUAAUGGUAAAAAAGUAUCAGAGUCAUUGUCAAAAAUUCCUGUAUUACUUGAACAACAUGAAAUUAAUCAAGAAUAUUGGCCAUUUACACUAGAUCAAAUUAAAGAAAAUGUUGAUCGUCGAAGAUAUAGAAGGGUCGAUAAACUUCAAGAAGAUGUAUUUUAUUUAUUUUCUGUUGCGAGAAAACUUGCUACACCUGAUGAUACAAUUUAUGAGGAUACAGUUACCUUACAAACACAUUUUAUAAGUCAAAGGGAUGACGCUAUGAAAAAUUUAUUAAUUUCAUCUUCCCGUUUUUUUACUGACAGACAACUUACAGAUGAAAUUAACGCAACUGGAAGAAAAAAAAGAACAACAAAAGGUGACAAUGACCAUAAAGAUAAUGAUACUGAAAGUGAAAGUACUUUAAUAAAAAAUCCAACAAAAGAAGAGAAUAGUGAGAUUAUUUUGAAAAAUGCAAUUAAAUUUAACAAUUUUAAUGAGCCAGAUGGAGUGUUACAUCCAAGGUAUGAACAGGUUCUUUCUACUUUUCAGACAGCAAAUAUGAAUAAUGAUAUAAACAAUGAAGGAAUGACAUUCCAGUGUUAUGAAAUAAUGCAACAUGGUAGAUUUUGGUUAAAACUUGGUGACGGUGUUCUUGUUUUCAAUGACAAAAAGGCAUACUGUGAUGUAAUGAGAAUAGAUAAAUUAUGGAAAACGGGUGAAGGAAAAGCUUAUUUUUCAGGAUCAUGGUUUGCACGGCCAAUAGAAGUUAUUCAUGAUGAAUCUAGAUUAUUUUAUGUUAACGAAGUUUUUGCAGUUGAUCAAAAAGAUAUGGUUGUUGAUUGUGACAAUAUACAAAGUAAAUGUUCUAUUUUAACCUGCAGACAAUAUGAGACAGAGAGAAAAACUGAAAUUCCAGAAUGUGAUGUAUUUGUUUGUGAAUACAAAGUUAAAGGUCAUGAUAAGACAGAAGGGUACUGUUCACUUAGAACAGGUGCUGGUAAAUCACAAGGUAAACUUCCAGGGUUAAACGAUGAAUUUGGUAAAGGAGCAAAGCCAAUGAAUCUUGAAUUUUCUAAACAAAUAAAAAAAUUAAAAACAUAUAAUUUGGCGGCUUCCGUCAUUGAUGAUGAAAUAUUGUUGCUGAAAAAUCAUAUAGUUAUGGAAAAAGAAUUAUCUCCUUUAAUUAUGAAAACUGACACAACAUUACCUGCUGAUGUUCCAGAUUUAAAUGAUUCUAUUGAGAAUCUCAAUGAUACAUCUGAUCUCGAUCAUAUUGAAAUUGAUGAGGAAACAAAAGAAAAAUGUAAGGAUCCUUCAUGGUUAGCUCAACAACCAAAAUUAAAUGCAAAAUCUAAAUCAGGAUAUAUAUUAUUUUCUGCUGAGGUAAGGAAACGUGUUAUGACUGAUAAUCCAACUGUUGGAUUUGGUGAAAUUUCCCGUAUGGUUGGUGCUGAAUGGAAAAAAUUAACAGAUACUGAGAAAAAGCAAUAUGAAGUUAGGGCAUCUUAUAUUGCUUCAGAAAGAGCCAAACAAGAGGCUGAAGAUGUACAAAAUUGCAAAGCUCUUCAACCUGGACAAAUAAAAGUUUUUCCUUGUAAGUGGGAUACUUGUGAUUAUCAAUUUGAUUGUAUUGAUGGAUUAUUUGAACAUUUACGUAUUGUUCAUACAAAAUCUCCAAUUAAAUUAUCAAAUGGUGAUGUUACAAAUGCAUGCUUAUGGCAAAGCUGCUUAAAAUACAAGAAAGAAGGAAAACCUUUUCCAUCAAUACCACGACUUUUUCGCCAUAUAAAAGAAAAGCAUCUAGCAAAUGCAGCAAAAGCAAUGUAUCCAAAUCAAAGAGGAAAAAAUUUUUUUGUUUAUGAACAUGAAGAUAUUACAAAGAAUGGGCCAUGUCUUGUAUAUACUGGGGGUGUUCUUACAAAACCUUUUGCACAAGGAGGUGCAUUUAAACAUCAUCCUCAGGGUAUACCUCCUGAUGAACAUCCUACUUCUACAAGUACACCAAAUAAACAAAUUCAACACAAAACUCCGGUUAAUAAUCAUAUUCAAGCAUCUUCAAAAACAGUGCAAAAUGGUACACCCCAACAAUGUACUCCUAAAAAUCAACCUACUCAAAAUGGUUAUAUUUCAGCUUCAGUGCCUUCACAAUCUGCCCAACAAUAUGUUCAAGCUAAAAUGAAUGGUAAUACAGUUUUGUUUCCAGUGAAUGGUCAAGGCCAACAAACUGUUGUUUUAGGACAAAAUCAAAAUGGUACACCUAUUCAAAUGCUUCAAGUCCAUCAGCAACCAAUUUCAUCUAUACAACAAAAUAUAGUUCAUACUUAUCAAACACCACCAUCAACUUCGACAACAACUGUAUCUCAACAAUCUACUGUACCUUCAACAGUUGCUUAUGUUACCCCAUCUACAAACCCAAAUAUUGAUCCUGGACGUUCUGUUGUUCUUGCACCAAAACAGCCAGAACCAGUUUUUGUGGCACCUCCUGUUGAAGCAGUUCGUGUAAAAAGAGCUUUGCAUUCUGAUACUUAUAAACAAUACCUAGAAACGCUACAUGGGAAACGCCGUCAAAAUACAGUUAGUAAAUGGAACAAAUCAGUUGAAACAAGAACAAUUCCGGGUUCUAAAUUUAAUCCAUUUAAUUUUAUACGUUCAGAUCCUACUGGAAAACGACCUCAAGAAAGUGAUAUUGUUAAAGCAAUGUGGUCUCUGCGUGAUAAAUUGUAUGAGGAAACAUCUUCACUAGCGGCAUCAUUAACAACAACUGACAUAACUUAUACAAAUCUUUAA
Molecule: messenger RNA, 5223 nt
Organism: Strongyloides ratti
Lineage: Eukaryota; Metazoa; Nematoda; Chromadorea; Rhabditida; Strongyloididae
Product: Polybromo
Exons: 3
Coding region: 1-5223 (1740 amino acids)
Biological process (GO): chromatin remodeling
Cellular component (GO): RSC-type complex
Molecular function (GO): protein binding; chromatin binding
Source: RefSeq, a predicted model, not a curated record